Delphinapterus leucas (beluga whale) is the source of this 2622-nucleotide messenger RNA. It is a transcript of the gene EFCAB8, whose product is annotated as EF-hand calcium binding domain 8. The record is from RefSeq and is a predicted model, not a curated record. NCBI's taxonomy places the organism in Eukaryota, Metazoa, Chordata, Mammalia, Artiodactyla, Monodontidae. Gene Ontology annotation, molecular function: protein binding.
ACCAAUGUCUUCUGAGGACUUCAGAGAGAGCUCUUUAUCUCAAAAGGUGUCCUCUGCAGGUGGGUCCCAGAAGAGCAAGGAGGUUCUCAGCUCCCCGACACCAUCCGUCUCCCUUAGCCAGGCAUCCGACUUCCAACACGAGUCUCAGCUGUUCACUGAGCCACACCUGGCCCAGAUGGAGAAAACCUUUCAAGAUGAGGUCGACUUGACUGGAGCCCUGGACAUGAAGACUUUCGUUAAGGCUGUGAAGAAGAUUCUGAGCAAUGCGUCCAACGAGAUGAUAGAGGCGCUGUUUUUGAAGGUGGACAUGAACUGUAACGGCCUCACCUCCGCUCAGGAGUACCUGGACUACGUGAUGCGUGAGUUCAAGGGGAAGGAGAAGAUGAUGAGGAGCCAGCGCUGCCUGCGCUUCCACCUUCCCAUGAGGAUCAUACCCCUGAAUCAUGGGUGUGAGAUUGUGAAAGUGGAGUUCUUAGUCCAGCGGCUCAAGAAGAUCGGGCAUUUCCUGACUGUCACCAAGGACGGGAUCCUGCAGUUCUGGUCGGAGUCCUUCUCGCUGACCAGCUCCUUUAGGCUUUACCAGAUCCAUCCGCUCCACAACCAGCAGAUGUGGGUCAUCGACAUGGUGUGUCUGCACAACAUGAACCUGGUUGCGAUAGCGUUGACCGACCAGAAGAUAGAUUUCUUUGAUAUCAGUAACCGUAAAUAUGUCCGGGCCUUCACCUUCAUCGAUCUGGACAGUUGCGUCCUGACCUUGAACUACUGGUCUGACUAUCACAGGGCUGUGUUCUGCUAUGGGGACACCAAAGGCAAUGUCAUCGUCUUCACCUCCAACGAUGUGACCCAUGGGCUGUUCAACCCCUGAAUCCUCCCCAGGACCUCCAGAUGGGAUCACUGGACCAAUGUUUCCACACAGAAGCUCUUAAAUGAGAAGUCCCCUACGCAUAGAAGUUACCAGCUGAGGGCUCUCCACCCCAACUGGUGUCAACAGGUCAAGUUUAUCCCCCAGCUGAACCUGGUGGCUUCCUGUUCAGCCAUCGACAAGUCCUCUCUGGUGCUGACCAUAUUGCCGCCCAAAGUCCCAGAGAGCCUCAAGUUUUCAGUGCUGAAUUUAAGAAAAGGGAUUCUUUGCUUUGAUUACUGCCCAGCAAAGAAUGUCCUGGUGACUGGUGGCCAUGACCCCCUCAUCCACCUGUGGAACCCCUUCUUCUCGAAAAAGCCUGUGUGGCUGAUGAAGGGGCAUCAGACCUCGGUGACACACGUUCUCGUGAGCAGCAAGCACGGCAGCAUCCUGAGCAUCUCCAAGGACAAGAAUAUUCGCAUGUGGGACAUGCAGGACUACGAAUGCCUCCAGUCCUUCUGCGGGAAGCAUUUUGCCCUGGGACACUGCCCCAUCACCAGCGCAUACUUCCACAAGGAUGACGACAGCCUCAUCUGUAGCACCUACUCAAUUGGCAUCCUAAAAGGGUGCCUGGAGACGCAGGGGCCUGGGAGAGCAGAGGAGAAGACCACGACUUACAGCACGCCCCUGUGCGCCAUCCUCUACAGCAAGGUUUUCAAGCAGGUGGUGAGCGGCUGCCUGAGCGGCGUGGUGAGCAUGUGGGAGGUCGUGACAGGCAAAAGGAUGACGGAGUUCUCUGUGACUGGCGACCAGCACGUGGAGCUGACCGCCACGUCCCUGGAUGAGUCAGAGGCGUGCCUGCUCACGGGUCUGCGUGAUGGCACCAUGAAGAUGUGGAACUACAGUGUUGGUGAAUGCCUGCUGACCUUCCCCAACCCGGACCAGAUGGAGAUUAGUGGGAUCGUCCAUAUGAACAAAGUGUUCUACAUGACCGGAUGGAGUAAGAGAAUCCCUUAUUUCACGUUCCACAAGACCAAGCCGGUGCUCUUGUGCUAACGCUGGCAGACCUUCCACACGGAGGAUGUCCUGAGCAUGGCCAGGUACCAGAACCAGUUCCUUGGGACCUCCUCCUACAAUGGGAACAUCCUCUUCUGGAACAUCAGCAUGUUCGGGCCCAUCCUCCAUUUCAACGCCUCUCAGAGCCCCUUGCCCUCACUGCCCAAGAGGUGUGGCUUUGACACCCUUCUCAUGGAGACGUGGGACUUCAGUUCCUUCCCCAUCGGUCUGGAUGGGCCUGUGACUAUGGCAGGAGUGAUGCUGUACGACUUGUGGGCUCAGUCCUAAAAGGUGAACCGCCUGCUUCUCUGGGGACGCUCACUCUUGAAAGCCAGUUGCCGUGUUGUGAGGAAGCCCGUGCCAUACGAAGGGACCACUAUGGGUGCUUUAGUCAACAGCCGAGUUCCCAGCCGACAGCCAGCAUCAACCUCCAGACAAGUGAAUAAAGAUUCCUCCAGAUGAUUCCAGACCCAGCUAUUGGGUCACCCCUAGCCUUCAGGUCUUCCCAGCUGAGGCCCCAGACAUCAUGAAGCAGUGACAAACCAUCCCCGCUGUGUCCUGUCUGAAUUCCUGACCCACAGAAUCUCUGAACAUAAUAAAAUGGUAGUUUUGCACCACAACGUUUUAGGUUGGAUUGUCAUGCAGCAGUGGUAACUAAGAUGAUAGCUAGAGUGUUAUAGGGCCGUGAUUAUUACUCUAUUUCGUUGAUGUGGAAACUGAGGCAC